AUGACGAUGGUGCAAAUUCCUCACCUCGUCGCCACAAAGGCGUCGAAACAGCUUGUCGUGAAGGGCAAGCCGUUCUUGAUGCGCGCGGCCGAGCUGCAAAACUCGUCCAUGACGAGCGCCGAGUACAUGGUCACAGUUUGGCAGAAGUUGGCCGACAUGAACAUCAACACCAUCUUGGGUUGUGUCACUUGGGAAAUGGUUGAGCCGGUCGAAGGCACUUUUGACUUUGAAGAGCUGGACAAGGUGAUUCUGGGUGCCAGGAAGCACGGGUUACACCUAGUUCUACUGUGGUUUGGCUCGUUUAAGAAUGGGCUAUCAACUUAUGUUCCAGGCUGGGUCAAAACAAACCCUAAACGCUUCCCUCGGGCCAAGCUACGAAAGGCUGGCGGUGUCCUCGAAACAGGGGACGUGCUGUCAAUUUUCCACCACGAAGCUCCCGAGGCCGACGGAAGGGCUUUCCAAAAGCUGAUAGCGCACAUCAAAGAGAUUGACGAGGCUCAUUCCACGGUUCUGAUGGUUCAGGUCGAGAACGAGACGGGUCUUUUAGGCGACUCCCGAGAUGGUUGCGAUGCUGCCAACAAGAAGUUCUCGGAGCCCGUGCCUGAUGAGUUGGUCGAGUUUCUAACCAAGGACUGGGAUACUCUCCGCCCAGAUCUCCAAAGGAGUCUCUCUACCUUCAAGGGUCGUGCAGCCGAUACCAAGAAUUCGGACUGGGAAACAGUCUUCGGAAAGAGCCCACAGACAGACGAGCUAUUCAUGGCUUAUCACUAUGCCAAGUACCUGAACCACGUCACGGGCAUGGGCAAGGCGGUAUAUUCCAUCCCUUACUACACCAAUGUCUGGCUCAACUACGCCGGGGAGGACUCAGACAACGACUUUCCAGUAAUCGUCGGCGGUGGCGGAGCACCUGGUGAAUAUCCCUCUGGAGGAGGCACGAGCAACGUCCUCGACAUCUGGCAGAUAUUCGCCCCAAACCUCGACUUUAUUGCACCAGACUGCUACCUGACAGACUACAACUCGACCUGUGCCAAGUACCGCCACCGAAAUCAACCACUCUUCAUCCCAGAGCAGCGCCGAGACCACUACGGGGUUCGAAGAAUCUGGAUCGCUUACGGCUCGUAUGCAGCUAUGGGUGUCUCACCGUUCGGUAUCGAUACUCUCGAGGGAGAGGAAGUAACAGCGUGGACGAAGCACUAUGGACUACUCAAGUCUGUUUCUGCUGUUCUACUUGAAUCGCAACGCCGGGGUGUCGACUCGGUAGGCUUCUGCUUUGACGAGCUGAAUGAAGAUGGUUCCGAUCCGAGCAAAGCCGUCAUUCGUCAUUGGGGAGGUUUCGAAAUCAUCAUCGAGAGAUGUUUCGUCUUUGGUAAACCUGGCACAGGGUCAGGCAUAGUCAUUCACAAGGGCAAGGGCAAGCUUCUGCUCAUUGGCAAAGGCUUCCAGGUCAGGGCGCGCUCGCUAAACCCGAAGGCAACUUUCACUGGGAUCCUGAAGUUUAACGAGAAGACGGUUUUCGAUGAAGAGGCUGGGACAUUGAGAACUGUCAGGAUGCUGAAUGGUGACGAGACGAGGAGUGGUAGCUGCGUCAUGAUGCCCAACGAAGACCCGGAUUAUGGAGGAUUCCCAAUUUGUGUCACCAUUCCGGCUAGGACAAUGAUUUCCGAGGUCGAGUUCUACGACAUUGAGGAUUAG
Fusarium keratoplasticum is the source of this 1692-nucleotide messenger RNA. RefSeq lists its product as uncharacterized. Gene Ontology annotation, cellular component: beta-galactosidase complex. The transcript is spliced from 2 exons. The coding region runs from base 1 to 1692 and encodes 563 amino acids. Gene Ontology annotation, biological process: carbohydrate metabolic process. Gene Ontology annotation, molecular function: beta-galactosidase activity. NCBI's taxonomy places the organism in Eukaryota, Fungi, Ascomycota, Sordariomycetes, Hypocreales, Nectriaceae. The record is from RefSeq and is a predicted model, not a curated record.